Rosa chinensis is the source of this 1784-nucleotide messenger RNA. Its product is annotated as DEAD-box ATP-dependent RNA helicase 36. The record is from RefSeq and is a predicted model, not a curated record. The coding region runs from base 44 to 1513 and encodes 489 amino acids. Gene Ontology annotation, molecular function: RNA helicase activity; ATP binding; nucleic acid binding. Lineage: Eukaryota; Viridiplantae; Streptophyta; Magnoliopsida; Rosales; Rosaceae. The transcript is spliced from 6 exons.
UAUUCCCAAAGGCGUAAACUUUUACAGAGAAAAACCGAACAGAAUGGACGGAGAAGAAGAAGAAGCCACAGUAUCUCUAGACUUCCCUCUCUUCAAACCCAGAUCAUCUAAACCCGCCCCGAAACCCGACCCCGAUCCGAUAACCCAUGCCGCCGCCGAACCGGACCUUGAGAGGUCCACAGACCCGGACGCGAACUCCGACGCCAAGUUCACCGACCUCGGACUCGCCGACUGGCUGCUCCGGACGGUCGCCGAGCUCGGUCUGAAGAAGCCGACGCCGGUCCAGGCGAACUGCAUCCCCAAAAUCCUGGAGGGCCGGGACGUGCUGGGCCUGGCCCAGACCGGUAGCGGCAAAACGGCGGCGUUCGCGCUGCCGAUUCUGCAGCGGCUGGCGGAGGGGCCUUAUGGGGUUUUCGCGCUGGUGAUGACGCCGACGCAUGAGCUGGCGUACCAGCUCGCCGAGCAGUUCAGGGCUUUCGGGUCGUCGCUGCAUUUGAGGUGCUCGGUGAUUGUUGGAGGUAUGGAUAAGCUGAAGCAAGCUCAGAGCUUGAUGAGUAGGCCCCAUGUGGUGAUUGCCACGCCCGGUAGGGUUAGGGAUUUGCUUCAGGAGGACCCUGAUUUUCCCUCUGUUUUCUCCAAGGCCAAGUUCCUAGUGCUGGAUGAGGCAGAUAGGUUAUUGAAUGCUGAAUUUGAGGCCGAUUUGAGAGUGGUGUUUCAGUGCUUGCCGAAGAAUCGGCAGACCCUGUUGUUUUCUGCAACAAUGACUAGUGACCUGCAAGCACUGAUUGAAGUUUCUGCAAAUAAGGCGUACUUUUACCAGGCUUAUGAAGGUCUCAGGACGGUUGGUACUCUUGCGCAGAAAUAUGUUUUCAUACCCCGUGAAGCGAAAGAAGUUUAUUUGGUGUAUAUUUUGUCGAAAAUGAAAGAUAUGGGUAUUCGUUCAGCCAUUGUGUUUGUCUCAACCCUAUGGAAUUGUCACUUAUUGAAUUUUUUACUGGAGGAGCUUGGUCAAAGUGUUUCAGCGUUGCACUCAUCCAAAUCCCAGCCUCUUAGACUUUCUGCAUUACAUAAGUUCAAAUCUGGACAGGUUCCAGUGUUGAUUGCAACUGAUCUUGCCAAUCGUGGUUUGGAUAUUCCUACGGUUGACCUAGUAAUCAAUUAUGAUAUUCCAAGUGAUCCAAAGGAUUAUGUUCACCGUGUGGGACGUACUGCAAGAGCAGGCAGAGGAGGUUUAGCUGUCAGCGUUGUUACCCAACUUGAUGUAAAGCUGCUUCAUAAAAUAGAAGAAGAAGUUGGGGAACAGUUGGUAGAAUUUGAAUGCAAGGAGAACGAGGUUCUUGAGGAUAUUCGUAAGGUUUACACAGCCAGGCGUGUGGCAAAGAUGAAGAUGAUGGAAUCCAACUUUGUAGAAAGAGAGAAAAAACGGAAAGAACGAACACUAAAGACGCUAGAAGCGAAAGGUUUAUUGAAAAAAAGGAGUAAGAAGAACAAAAGAGAAUUGGCUCCCGUAUAACCUUUCUUCCUCUCGACUCUGCAUAUGAAUACUAUCGCUAUCCUGGAUUCACUUCGUCAAUGAGAUCAUUGGUUGUGCACCAUGAAUGGCAAUUGCAUCAUUUUUGUAGUAUAGUCAGUUUCUUACGAUAUUAGAAUAUGAAUUACAUGAAAGGUACUCUGGCACUGGCACAAUUUGAACAAGGACUUCAAUAUUCAUUUAUUUCCUUGCAUAUUUGACUGAUCUGACUAAUGAAGUUCAAUAUAUGGGAUUAGAUUUUGUUAGUAUGAAA